UGCCAUUCACUAUUCACUGCUGCAUCAAUCUAUUUACCAAGAUGGCCACCUUAGAGAAAUGUUUGGGCCCAGAGGGGGCCGAGUUGUACAAACAAGCGCGAUUCCUGGCUGAAGAAGAGUCAAAGAAAGACCCAGAAGAAGAACCUUUUCGUUCAAAGUACAAAGCCCGUGAAUUGUAUGAUGAAAUCAAUAGAAAGGUGCUUGAUAAACUUUCAGUUGAGAGAGGCGAUGAAACUAACAAAAGGGCUUUUUUGGCGUUGUCGCUCUGUUUGGAACUCAACAUUGGAAUCUUACACAUGGAUACAGAGGAACUAGCUGAAGGAGAGGACAAGUUCAUGUCCUGUUUGAAGCGAAUUGAGGAAGAUGAAUUUCAAGGGGCAGUAAGUCUUCACAUCAAUGUCUUGAAUCAUCUGGGUAUAUUAUGGACUGGAAGAAAUAGUCUUGACAAAGCUCUCGAGUUCCUUGUGUCUGCUGAAAAACGAUACCAUAGUUACAAACAGAAUGUUGGAGGGGUGCCUCAGUCCUUCCUUGAGCAUCUAAGAGCAUUUGAUGGAAAUGAAGACAGUGUUGCACAGCAGAGAUCUGCGUCUUUUGAGAGUCUUCAUACUCAUACAUUAUACUAUCUGGCUCAGGUGUAUGCCAAGCAAGAAAAGAGCAGCUUAUCAGCUCAUUAUUGUCUCAUGACGUUGCACAGACAGCUCGCCGCAGGGGACUACAAUCCAGUGGAUUGGGGUCUUAACGCUGCUACCCUUUCCCAGUACUUUUUAACUGCUGAAAAGUUCAUGGAGUCUAGACACUGUCUUGCAAGUGGGUCACUGAUAUAUGAAAAUUCUUUAAAAAAUGUUCAAGAACUCUCAGAGGAUGAAAAUGAUUUGCAGAGUCAGAGAAGUGCUGAUAUUGAUCGUUGCUGGAUCAAAUAUGGGCUGGCUUUGUUAGAGGUUUCAAGGGACAAGAUGCUUAGUGAGCUGGAAGAUAUGGAAGAACCAUCAGUUGAUGUUUUUGGUUAUCCUAAGAAUAAGAAUGACCACAAUUCUGACAAACAAACAGACCCCACUUCUGACAAACAAACAGAAUCUAACACAGAAGUAAAAAGUUCAGAAAAAGAUUUUGAAACCUUUGAUUUGGAAUUAACUGUUUAUGAAGAACAGGUUACUGACAAGUUAGUUCGAAUUUUUGAUGAUGCCCGAAAAGUUUUUCUAUUCAUUGUUGGAAAGAUCAAGAGUGCGAUUACAUAUUAUAGCUUAGAUGGACAUGCGUCUGAUGCUGUUGAGAUCACCCAAGAUCACAGCAAAGCAUACAAGUUGUUGGCUUUCUUUGAACUUGACUUCAGACGGCAGUGCCAGAUGCACAAACGUCGUGUGGAUAUGUUGUCGGAGCUUCUCAGUGAGCUCAAUCCUCAGUAUUAUCUGUUGGUGAAUAGACAACUUAUGUAUGAGAUUGCAGAAACUUACAGUACUAUGGUGGAUCUGAAAGUCACUGCCAUUGAAUUGUCAAGGACUCAAGCGACUCCUUAUAAUACCAGUAAAAUCAAUAAGUUAGUUCAACAGAGUAUUGACAAAUAUCAAGAGUACAUUGACUCCUUGAAAGGAGGGAAGCCAGAACUGCCGCCAGAGUUUCCGGAAGGUGAUGUACGCCCGGCACUCGUUGCUUUUUUUUGCAUGGGCCGAUUAUACACAAAGUUCUUGGAACCAAACGUUCCUCAGAGAUUGGCACUUAUGGCCAAAAGCUUAGCGUGUUACAAGUUUGUAGUGGAUUAUUGUGCAGCAAAUGAGAGUGCUGUCGAAUUGGUAAAAUCUGAAAUUGACAUAUGCAAGGAAAUGGUAAAUCUUGUGCCUCUCAAAAUGGAGCGUUUACGAAGUCAGCAGGAAUCUUGAACUGUAAAGGAAGGUUGACCACCUUUUUUUCUUCUAGAUCACUUCAUCAUGAAUUGGUGUCAUAUGAUAUGUUUAGAGUUAUUAGCGUAGGUUGUCUUUCAAUGUGAUGCUGUGUACAGAGAAGUCCAGUAGAAAGAAAUAAUGAGAUUUUUUCCUGAAAAGGGUUGCUUCUUUAAAAUGAACAUUCUUUUUGGUCCUUAUUUGUAUUGAGUGUAUUUGAAAUCUAGGAGAGGGUGUUUUGGGCAUGAGUUUACAAUGAAAGUUUUAACCCCUUUGUUGCCUUAUAUUAUGACGUACCUGGUACGUCAUGGAAAAAAAUGUGUAAUUUUUUGCUGUGUGACGUACCAAGUAGCCUAUGUACUGCAAGUUGGCAAAAUUUGCUGCUCUCGGUUGCCAAUAUGAUGUUACAUGUAUGGCACACUUUGGCUCUAAUUCUACAGUACGGAGUCUUAGCCACAAAAGCACUUGGUGGAUUCAUUUUUGGGAAUAAAAGAUGCGCGUAUUGGUACAAAAUUUGCUGGCUUUGCAAGCGAUAUAAACACAGAUCUAGGUUUGCGGUCAGCCAUGUUCUCUCGCAGAAAAACAUAAACCAAAAUGACUUAAAAA
Aplysia californica (California sea hare) is the source of this 2480-nucleotide messenger RNA. Its product is annotated as KIF-binding protein. Lineage: Eukaryota; Metazoa; Mollusca; Gastropoda; Aplysiida; Aplysiidae. The record is from RefSeq and is a predicted model, not a curated record. The coding region runs from base 42 to 1874 and encodes 610 amino acids. The transcript has a single exon.